Nylanderia fulva is the source of this 2999-nucleotide messenger RNA. RefSeq names its product LMBR1-like protein lilipod (gene lili). Gene Ontology annotation, cellular component: plasma membrane. The record is from RefSeq and is a predicted model, not a curated record. Gene Ontology annotation, biological process: signal transduction. Gene Ontology annotation, molecular function: transmembrane signaling receptor activity. Lineage: Eukaryota; Metazoa; Arthropoda; Insecta; Hymenoptera; Formicidae.
CGCGACCGUGGUGGCAGCUGGUUGGUCCGUUGAUGAAUUGAGGCAUCCAUGCCUACCGCCGCGUAAACACACACACACACACGUACACGCACUUGGCAUCGCGUCGCGGAGAGACGGACACGUCACACGACACGGGCGAGCGAGAGCGUGAAUACACACCCUCGGCGUGACGUUUCCACGGCGGGCCGAUGUUGUCGCGGAGCCGUGCGAGAUGGUAAAAUGUUGUCGCUGCCGCUGGCCGCCUACCGAGACAGACAUCCGUUGACAAACAGGUGAAGAUGGAAGAUGACGCUGACCUCAGGGAACAGUUGUUUCACAACACCGUGCGGGAGAAUAUAAUAUUUUUACUCCUUUUCCUGCUGCUUUACAUCUCGAGUUACGCGCUGAUCGCGCGCUUUAGACGCCGGGAUCGCGAGGAUUAUCUGUCGGUGGACGAGGAUGAAGCCACCGUGUACAGGAUCAGCCUCUGGCUGUGCACGGUCGCCCUGGCGGUCUCCGUCGGCGCGACCCUCCUACUUCCGGUGUCUAUCGCCAGCAACGAAGUACUCAUUCUCUAUCCGAACAGCUACUACGUCAAGUGGCUUAACAGCUCUCUCGUUCAAGGUCUAUGGAACCACGUGUUUCUGUUCUCGAACCUGUCGCUUUUCGUGUUUCUGCCCUUCGCCUACCUCUUUACGGAGUCGGAGGGUUUCGAGGGCCAUAAGAAGGGCGUGAUGGCGAGAGUAUACGAGACAGUGACGGUCCUCGGUCUUCUGGGCACUCUUGUACUAGGAAUGACUUACGUUCUGUCGUCUCUGUUGGAUUAUCAAAACUCGAGUUUACACACGUUGCUCAAUUUAUGGAGUUAUUAUCUACCUUUCCUGUAUUCCUGCGUCUCGUUCGUCGGCGUGGUGAUGUUAUUGUUAUGCACUCCCGUGGGAUUUGUACGACUGUUUGGCGUGGUGGGGUCGUUUCUCGUUAAACCCCAGUUUCUGAAGAACUUGGACGAAGAGUUUUUUGCGUACAGAUUAGAAGAGGACUGUAUUCGCAGAAGAUUGCAGCAUGUGAAAGCGACGGGGAAGUCGUACGUAUCACCGGUGCCCAUGUCGUCGUCAGCAAGUUGCAGCUCGUCGAUGGAGGAGGAAGACGAGCCGUUACUGAGCAUGAGUCCGGGCUUGCUGUGCCUAAGGAAUGGUGCUUUGCAGAAAGGUCUUUCUCAACGGCUGGACGACAUCCGGAGUCGGAGACAACUGUUGGAUCAACAACGGAGGACCUGGUGGGUUCGACGAACGUUGCUUUAUCCAGUGGCGAUGCUGGCGCUACUCGUUUUAUCUACUGCUACGGCUUUACUGGCGGUGCAAAACACAUUGGAAUUACUGAUAGGAAUCAAAGCGCUGCCGUUGAGCACAAGGCAAUUUACGCUUGGUAUCAGCUCCCUGUCUAAGCUCGGACCCGUCGGCGCGACAAUUGAAGUGGCGGUGAUCCUUUACCUGGCCGUGACCAGCGCGAUCGGCCUAUACGCUCUUCCGGGCGUAAGAAGAGUCCAGCCCAGACUCCGUUCCACGCCGCUCACCCACCUCAUCGCGAACUGCGCCCUCCUGCUGGUGCUCAGUUCGGCCCUGCCGCUGUUAUCGCGAAUUCUAGGAAUGACCAACUUCGAUCUUCUGGGUGACUUCGGGCGCAUUGAGUGGCUGGGAAAUUUUAAGCUCGUGCUUCUCUACAACCUGAUCUUCGCCACGGCGGCGAUCGGCUGCCUGGCUACCAAGUUCACCGCAACUGUGCGCAAAGAAAUCUAUACUCGUCUGAGGAGUAGCUUGCUAGGUAUCUUCAGGAGUAGUGUUUCUACCGACGCGAAGAAAAACUCACCGUCGUCAGGGAUGUUUUCUACAAAGGAAGAUUAGACUGAUUUAUUAUAUUAUUAUAAAUAUAAUUAAUAAGCCACAGUGUGAAAGAAAGAGAGAAAGUGUGUGUGUAUGUGUGCAUGUGUAUGUGUGAGAGAAGAAGGAAAAAGUAUAUCAGGAUCUUGCGAAAGUUCUUGAAAAUUAAGCUCAUUUGAGCUUUCGAAUCACGAGAGAGAGGCUUUUACUUCUCAAAUUUGGUUGUACUAAUCCUACGAUACUCUUGAAUUCUUCUUUGACUGUUAGAGACUUCUUAGAUACUUGCUAGAAUCUAGAUUACACCGAGGUUUUCUAUAUUUCUCGUUAUUUCAAGAAAGAAAGUGAGAGAGAGAUUCUGAAACUUCUUGUUUCUUUUUAAAUUCUUAAAAAUUAUUUUAAUAUCAUUUAUAAUUAGUGUCCGAUACUUGUGUGAGUGUCUGAAAUUGGCUUUGUCGAGGAGCAUCUGAGAUUACGUUGUACUGAAAUCAUUCACCGAUGAGCUCUACAGUUCUUCUCUUUUAAUCCCAGAUAUCCUCACAUUAUAGAAAAUAACGAUGCACCAAAGAGAGCCAACGUAAGCUUAUGCGAAAGCCUAAAGAGUUUGUCAUUUAGAGCCGAGAUUGAGCGAAGGUUCUUGGUUUUGCCUAGUGUGAUAUUUUGUAAUUAAAACGCGCGAGGCCAGUUAAGGACAAUGGAGGGUGAUCAUAUCCAUAAAGUAGCACUAAAUAUUUAUUUAUUAACAUUAACAUUACGUUUAAGAAUAUAUGUAUCUGAAUCUCUCCCUCCGUAACAAGAGAGGAUUCAGCGUUAAGCACUGCGUGUAUAUAUAUAUGUAUAUAUACAUAAUCGAAUGAAAUUAGUUCAUGGUUCAAGGAUUGCGAGAAGAGUAUACACGAUCUAAGAUAUAUAUGCAUAUAUAUGUUCGUAUAUGUGUGUGUAAUUUAUGUGUGUAUGUGCGUAUGCGUAGAAUGAAUUCGAUGGAAUUUAUAUACCGACAAGAAUCUGUCCUGUACAGGAAGAAUCUUUACUGAUGAACGUUUAUUUUUGCCUUUAAACGUCCUCAUUUUACAAUCACCGGUAGAGCGUCGUAGAUAGAAAGAGAAUAAAUUUUCUAUUUAAAUAAUAAAUAAUUAUAUAUUUUAA